AGCUGCCUUCAUCAGCGUCAAUGAUCAAGAGUUGGUUCAACGCUGAAGAAUGUUAAGCGUAAUGGAACAGUAAUUUGGAAAAUCAAUAGAUUGUACGGGACGUGCUGUUUGUACUCUGCUUGGUCGCUAGUUUAGACUUUACAGCCAGAGUCGCCGGGAGGAAGUCGCCGGGAGGAUGAAUUUGGCGGUUCUCCUGAUUUUGGAACUUUUUUAUAUUGGAUUUUGUUAUAUCGUAUCGGACAAGGAACAACCGGUGUGUCCGUUUGUGGAAUGCCAGAACGGGGGACGACUUGUCCGGACGACCUGUCAGUGUGAUUGUCCACCAAAGUACUAUGGGUUCUUCUGUCAGAACGAUUACGAGAGAAGUCUGUGGCCUGGCGGGACCUAUGCCCUCCCCACGUCAAUGUUCGGCUGUCCUGAGACCGAGGCUAGAGGUUGGUCAACAUCCUAUGUCAACCUGACCCUCCCCGAGUCCUCACAGCAACAGGAAUGGAACAUGCAGAACCCCGGACCUCUUACCGACGUCAUCGAGCCGAACAUCCUAGGGCCUUACCAUUACCGCGCCCUGCAGAUGAAUUUCUGUGUGAAAAUGCCGACCUACUUCGAGGAUAUAGAAGGCAAUAUGACAUCCACUGAAUGGCCCAAAGGGCAAUAUUGUUUAUACAACUUUACUGGCAGUUGUCCCAAGGACUUUACCAACGGUACCUUGACAAUUAGAGGAUACCAGUUUACUGAACAGGACAUAGGGGGUCAAAUUCCGGGGAAAAUGAUACAAAACCAGACACUCCUACUCCAGUUCUGUUGUAGAGAAGAUGGGAACCAUUCGACACCAAUUGAGCUUCCCAAAGAAUUCCCUUUCAUCAUGUUUCAGAGUCAAUCUGUAGACAGAUGUCAGGAGAUAGAGUCAAUGACGUCACAAAGGGAUUUCUUCUAUAUGACCAAUCAGAACAAUAACUGGGAGUUUAAAGGGGCGUUACCAAUGUUCGACAAAACAACACUGAAUAACUCUGUGGGCGUGCCAUAUUGUUACUAUAUACCUUACGAGCGUCGGGAGUGUUACUACGAGUCUGACAUCGGAAACUCCUACAGUGGCCGCGCCAACGUCACGGCAACCGGAAGAGGAUGUCUACAAUGGGCAGGCUCAUCGGACUCGUUCUACAAAAACGACCGCAAGGCUUACCAUGAGUUUGAGAGUAAUUACUGCCGUGCAUAUGAAAUCGGCAGUUACAAAACAAACGAACCCGUCUGUUUGGUGCAGCACCCCUCCACCGUGAGAAGCUGUGGGAUACCUAAAUGUGGUGAGGACAGAGAUUUGAAAGAAUUUGGAAAAUUCAAACCUUUUCGAAGUGUACCACAUUACAACACAAUGAAACCGGAGUACGCAGUGGAUGGUUCUAUAGGCAACUUGAAAUCCCUGGUCACAGACCGUCCCCUAUUGAAGCCCUGGUUCCAGGUCAAUCUUCAGGAGUUUGUAGAGGUCCAUGCCAUCCUUAUCUACCGAUCUGUCACUAACUUUCCAAAUAACCUGCGAUAUUUUGGAACAUACGUCAGCAAGAAUCCAUGGGACUUCAUGAACUAUGGCGCCGUGCGGUGUGACGACCUCCGAUUUCCGGGAUAUUCUAGGGUCUUCCGGUACCAGUGUAGACGUCCCGUGAUUGGUCAAUAUGUUACGGUCCGGAACUUCGACUUUUCUCACCCGGGUAGCAAGCCGGGUAUAUUUUAUCGAAUGGAAAUCAACGAGAUGGUGAUCCUAGGAAAAUCUACCAGUUGUGGAAGGCCUCUAGGUAUGGCCUCGGGUAAUAUCUACAAUUACCAACUCGAAGGUUCCUCUGAAGACGCUGAAGGAUCUGUAGUAGAAUCAAUAGCGCUGGCUCAUCGGGGGCGAUUGUACAAUCCGAACCCAGGAUGGUGCUCAUCUCCGGAAGACGAUUCUCCAUGGUUUUUAAUCGACCUUAUCACCCCUACUAUUGUCCAGGGACUGAUGGUGCAAGGUUGGACUUCCGGUAAGGAUUCCAAGUACAUUCGGUCAUUCCUGGUGUCUUACGGGACCGAGAGAAAGUCCCUAAGGCUGUACGACGACUUCGCGGGGAUCGUCAAGACGUUUGUCAUCGAUGUCAGCGCUGCAGUGAUUACGCCACAGACGUUUAUAUUUCAUCAUGAAAUCCUGGCCCGUUACAUCAAAAUAAUUCCUGAUACAACGAACGGGCAACAAGCCUGCCUGAAGGCGGAAGUAAUUGGCUGCCAGAAACAACUGCAAAGAGACAUUCAAUGUAAAGAAGAAAGUAUGGAUUUCGGGUUUGAGGAGCUGAGGCGAUUUUCCUUUUGGUUGAAUGGUUCACCUUAUAUUCUGUACAACUUCACGUCGGUCGACGACUGCAGAGAGUUUUGUCUGUCCAAUGGGUGCACGUCUCUGAAUUUUAAGGAUUAUUCUGCCGGAAAAACUUGUUCCCUGUUUGAUGGUGACCGGUACCACCCGACACGACAGUCCGCGUUGGUACUGACCGGAUCCAGUCUAACCUACGCCUCCCAUCGUCUGUGUUUUAGUGGCGUGACGAAGCCUAAUCGAUGCAACUUUUUUAUAAACCUGACAAAGGAGGACGAGGCUGUCAUUAGGUCCCCCGGAUUUCCAUUUAGUUACGGACAGGGUUUAAACUGUACAUGGAUAAUUGACGCAGGAACUUCUAAAUUCGUCAAAAUAGAAAUAGUGUACUUAAAGCUGGCAAAACCAACAACGGUGUUGGAUUUGAAUAAGUUAGGAAUGUUUGAUGUCAAUCCAGGUAAAUGCAAAGACAGUAUCUCUGUCAGGGAUGAUUCGAACACCUUUACAAUCACAGCAGAUACUGAAGGUGAUUUCAAGGACUCGAUGUUCAUCACAAAGGGGCAAACAAUCUCAAUGACGCUUGAAACUUGCUUUCAAUUAUCGAGAGAAAAUUCAGAAAAGAUAUUUGAAAUAAUAGCUUCAAAAUCAGAUAAACCGGGAUGCGGAAUGUUAAAAGAAGGAUGCACAAUAAGAUGUCAGAUACCUUCAGCCUAUAUAGCAACUGAUCGGUUUCCCUCACCAUAUCAACCAGGAGAAAGAUGUAUUUGGCGAAUUGACGGCAAGUUUGGACAAUACGUGCAACUAAACAUACUGAAUAUUGACGUCAUCAAUGGUGGAGCGUCGUGUGCCAGUUCAUACAUAGCUGUCUACGACAUCGACUUGACUCACACGGAGAGACUGCUUGGGAGAUACUGCAAGGAAAACAGGCCUUACAGUGUCAUUUCCUCAAAAUGGCAUCAUAUGAGGGUGGAGUUUCGUGCCGCCCCUGACCAGAGGCAGGGCCGGGGAUUUCUAGCGGAGUAUUCAUUCGUUGAUUUCACUCAGACGUUGUCCUCUAUCACGAAUGAAGAUUGUCCUGUUGGUUGGCAUUACAACGACAAUAGUUGUUAUAACAUUUUCACUAAUGACGUUGGAAUCACAUGGCCGGAAGCGGAUCGAAAAUGUAAUCAACAAAAUGGCAGCCUCGUCAGUAUAGCCUCAAAACAGGAGCUGGAAUUUGUGCAUUUUCUCGUGACGAGCAAUAUAAAAGAUAUUGCGGAUAGGAAAAUGUUUAUUGGACUGCGUAAAGUGUAUUCAGAAGACAAGAAACAGUUGGAGUACUUUUGGUCUGAUGGUAACCCACUAACAUUCACGGCCUGGUAUCGUGAUGACGUAGUAAUGAACAGGCAACCUAACGGAUUGUACAAUGAGAAGUGUACAAGCAUCAGCUUCUUCAGUAUUUAUUCCAUGAAUGAUUGGCAUGACACGGCAUGUGCCUAUGAUAAAAUAAGAAACUACAUGUGUGAAAUGGACAUCAGUAAUACAACAGAGAUCGUAAGCCGGAUAACUUGGUUGAAAAAUGGGAAUGGUACAGAAGCGUAUGCUGGUGACGUCAUAUUCACUUGUGAUAACAUGGAGCACAUUAAUACGUUGUUUGUUUGUGACGGAAUAAAGGAUUGUAGUGACGGCUCGGAUGAAGAAAAUUGCAGUGCCCGUUGUAAAGACACGCAGUUCCGGUGUGGUGAUGGUGGAUGCAUCUCUCUCAGUCUACUCUGUGACUUUGUUGCUCACUGCAAGGACGGUUCAGAUGAAUCCAGCUGUAUCAGACAGGCCUGUAAUGAGAGUCAGUGGGAAUGUUCUAGCGGUCAGUGUAUUCCCGUUGUAUACCACUGUGACAUGAAGCCAGAUUGCGUCGACGGAAGCGAUGAACGGUUCUGUGUGGGUUGUGAACAUGGUUUCGAAUGCUACGAUCAAACCUGCCUCCAUCCGUCAAAGGUUUGCGAUGGCUUCAUCGACUGCAAUGGAUUUUUUGCGGAAGAUGAAUCCCAAAGCUGUGAAAACAACAUCCGGAGGUCAUGUAAAGCCUGGUGGAGUCUGGGAAGGCGGGAAAAUGGAGAGUAUCUUGUCAGCCUUGGUCUGGAAGGAAGGAAGCAAACAAAGGUGGAGUGUAGAUUUAACAUAUCUGAGCAGACUGUCACAGUACAGACAAUUAUUCACCACAACCUAGAAGAAACCAUUGUCGCUAACACAGAAACUAUUGACACGGCUCUAAGAUACGCGGCGACCAAGAAACAAAUCUCGAACCUCAAAAAAGACAAUAAGUGUAGUCAGUCAAUCAGGGUACGUUGUCAUUACACGAGCAAUGACCAGGACAACAUCUGGAUAGGGGACAACGGAAAACAGUUCCAUACGACCUUAGGUGAAUCAACGGGAGGCUGCUCAUGUUCCUUUGUCAACAAAUGUGAAGAAGGCAAAACUAAAUGUAAUUGCAAUUCAACUGUUGGAGGAUGGUACCGCGCUGAUUUCACGGAGGUGCGAGAAGAUUUCGGUGUGAUUACUGACCACUCCGUUCUACCAAUCAGAAGUAUUUUUGCUAUCCGCCCGACGAGCGUUGAUAGAUUCGUCAAGUUAGAUGUUGGACCAUUGAUCUGUUCUGACGAAACUUACGCUGUUAGUGAUGACUUUCUUUGCCGGUCGGGAAAGAUUGUACCGAUGUCACAGCGGUGCAUUCUUGAUUAUGACGUUUAUGGUGAUGUCACCGGAUGUAGAGACCUGUCUCAUUUGGACGAUUGCGAGUUCAAUCAAUGCCCGACGGGAUUCUUGAAAUGUCCCAAUAGCUUUUGUAUACCUCCGAGAUUAGUAUGCGAUGGCCAUAAGCAAUGCAAACAUGGUGUUGAUGAACUACUGUGUGAAUCCUGCCCAGGUCUAUAUAGAUGCAGGAAUAGUACCAUUUGCCUUGAUCCAAGUAAACUGUGCGACUCCAUUCCCCAUUGUCCGUACCAUGACGACGAACUGUUGUGUAACAUUGAGUACCCAAAGGAAUGUCAGUGUCACGGUCUCUCUGGCGUUUGCAAAAACAUAAAUAGCACAAGUCUAAUCAAGCUUCCAAAAGAACUUCGGACUCUAAACCUAAGUGGAAAUGACUUCAGUCAUGAUUUACCAAGUUUGGAACACAUGCUUAAUUUAGUUGUAUUGAAUCUUACUAAUUGCAGGCUGAGUUCAUUAAAAUCCUAUUCCUUUGUUAAUCAAAAGAAUCUCUUAGAACUAGAUCUGAGGAAUAACAGAAUAAUAAAUAUAUAUCCAUAUGCAUUAACCGGAUUAGAAUCCUUGAAAACUUUGAACCUGGAAGGAAAUAAACUUUUAACGAGAAUAUCAGACCUGGGUUUUGUAGGAUUACACAAAUUGCCGAGGAUUGUCAUCACGAAUUCCGGUUUGCAAAACAUUGGAAAGGAUACAUUGGUAGGACUUGUCAGGGUCAGCCAUUUAAAUCUUUCUGCAAAUGACAUCCGUUUUAUUUCAAAUUAUGCAUUUUACAAUCUGUCUGAGUUAACUGUUCUGGAUUUGAGAAGAAACAAAAUUGAACAAUUUUCAUCCAAAAUAUUUUUCGGACUAUCAAAGCUCAAAAAACUAUAUACGGACUCGUAUGCCUUUUGUUGUUUGAAACCAUCGUCUGUGCAAGAAUGCUUGCCCCAUCCCGACGAGUUUUCUUCAUGUGACGACUUGAUGAAAAACGACGUGUUGUCUGCGUUCCUGUGGAUCAUUGGAUUCAGCUCCUUGUUGGGGAAUCUUGGCGUCUUCGUCUUCAAGGUAUUUUUUGACAUUGACACUCUGAAGAAGGGACAUGGCAUCUUUAUAACUAACCUGAGUAUAUCUGAUUUUCUAAUGGGCGUUUACAUGAUUAUCAUAGCUUCGGCGGACGAGUACUAUCGAGGGCGCUAUGUUUGGAACGACUUAAUCUGGAGACGCAGUACUACCUGUAGAAUAGCCGGUAUGCUCGCAACUGUCUCUAGUGAAACUUCCGUCUUCUUGUGUCUUAUUACGUUAGAUCGCCUGAUUGCAGUCAAGUUCCCUUUCGGCCAGUUUAGAUUUACGAGACGCAAGGCUCUGAUUUGUGUGGCAGUAGUUUGGAGUAUCACCAUUUGGUUAGCUGUUAUUCCAUUGAUCCCAGGAAGUUACUUCCAAGGAGAAUUUUACUCCCGCUCUGUCGCGUGCCUUGCCUUGCCCCUCACGAGAGAUCGGCCCGCUGGAUGGGAAUAUUCUACGGCGGUAUUCAUUAUUCUGAAUUUCUUGCUGUUUGUGACUAUCGCUCUGGGACAGUGUUUGAUAUACAGGGAAAUAUCACAAACUUCAUCUAGUGUCAAAUCCACCAGAAGAAAUCAGGACAUGGCCAUUGCUCGAGGCCUAUUCCUUGUGGUCCUCUCAGACUUCCUAUGCUGGUUUCCUAUCGGAAUUAUGGGAUUGCUUGCUAUAAGUGGCCAAGUCAUAUCGGGAGAAGUGUAUGCUUGGGUUGCUGUUUUCAUUCUUCCAAUAAACUCCGCUCUUAACCCCUUCCUAUAUUCAUUUGCUAAUGUAAGAAAGAAGGUGGAAACCAGGCUCUCUUCUAACAAGUCAUCUAAUAAUCGAGCGACGGCGGAUAAUUACGCGGACGUUUGUGACAACGAUUCCUUCAUCAUUGGGAGACACGCCCCCCUCGCUGUGACUCUGGCGGACCGUAUGAAGACCCACCCCCUCACCGUCGACGAGAUGAAGUUAGUAGUGCUGCGACUGGCCGAGGCGAUGAAGUUCCUCCACGAACGUGACAUCGUCCAUGGAUGUUUGGACACAAGUUUGGUCUCACUGGACAUCGUGGAGGGGAAAAUAAAAGACCUGGCUUUAAAAAUUGCGCCAAAGACCGCUUCAGAAGAUGAGGAGAUUCCUAACGACAUCAAACAGCUAGGGGAGAUAACUCUCUCAAUGUUAGAUACUUAUAAGUCCACGAACAUGCAGACAUGUACGACUUCUUGUUGAACUUCACGGUAAUUGGAAAAAGGUUUUCAAAUAAAUCAACGUUCUAUAAACACUCAUUUUGAUAUAUAUAGAAAAUUUUCAUUAAUUUGUUGUUGGAAUGAUUGAAACUGAAUAGAAAUAUUAUAUUGACUUCUUUUACAUUAACAUGCUUUUACUUGACAUUCCAUUUGAAACCUUUUAAAAAGUGACCCCAGUACCUAUGUUCAAUUUCAUAUCAUUUUAAAGAAGAGGCCAAGGACGUUCUAUAUGCCGUUUUCAAAUUGACUGUAGGUUUUUUCAUUCGUCAGAACCAGGAAAAAAGUUAGAAAUUUAUAGCCGGUUUCCUACAUAUUUUAUUGAAAAUGACGGUUUAAAACACAGCUUUUCACCAUUUUCUUACAAGUAACCCUGGUAAACUUAAAAACAAACGAGUUAUUGUUAUGAAGCACCAUUAAAAGAAAAUUACAGAAAUAUACAAUCAGGUCCCUUUCAUUUACUAUAUCUCGACCUUACGUAAUUUACUUUUAUUUGGACUACUUACUUGAUGAAGGGGUAUGGUUACAAUGUGAACUGAAAAUAAGUUUUCUCAUUAAUAUGUUUCAUUGCCAUUCAACAAUGUUGUAUUACAAGAAUUAAAGAGUAUGAAAAAUAUAAUCUGUAAAUUUUGAUUUUUUUAACAAAUGUACCAAGCCAAUGCGUUUUGUUACUUAUAAGACCUGUUACACAAGUAAUUUUAAUAAGUUUAAGUAUUGACUUUGUCAGGAAUCUCCCUGUUUGUGAUGUGGUUUAUUUGUACAAGUUUUUGAUCUGUCAUUAAUAAAUGACAUUAUUU
This is a messenger RNA of Magallana angulata, 8117 nucleotides long. RefSeq lists its product as uncharacterized. Gene Ontology annotation, molecular function: G protein-coupled receptor activity; protein binding. The record is from RefSeq and is a predicted model, not a curated record. Gene Ontology annotation, cellular component: membrane. Lineage: Eukaryota; Metazoa; Mollusca; Bivalvia; Ostreida; Ostreidae. Gene Ontology annotation, biological process: G protein-coupled receptor signaling pathway.